AUGGGAGGCCAUGGCGGUCUCAACAUUCUCCCGCAGAAGCGGUGGAACGUCUACAACUACAAGAACAGGGAAAAGAUCCGCCGCGAUGAGGAGCAAGCCACCAGAAACGAGCAGAUCAAGUGCGACGAAGUCAGAAAGCGUGACGUCGAGCUCCGCCUCGAGUGCCUCUGCACUGCCAAGAGUUUGGCUCCUCUCGUUAAGGCCAAGGCAAAAGAAGAGAAGCAGGAGGAAGAAGAAGAAGAACUGGAAUUGAAGAAUUUGGAAAUCGAGAAGAGGAAAGAGUUGUUAGGGAAAAGGGAAGGGUGGAAGAAGGAGAAGAGGAUGAAGAAAGAAGAAGGGAAGUCCUCGGGGGUGGUGGUGGGUCCCGAGGAUGAAAAGUAUAGGUUAAGGCCGUAUGGGGUAGCAGGGAAGGGUGUGAAGAUGCCUUGGUAUCUUGAGAUUCGUAAUGGUGCCGAUGAGAAGGGUGAUGAGGAUGAUAAUGAUGGGGAAGUGAAGAAUGAGAACAAGAAGAAGAAUGGGAGGAAGACUUUGGAGGAAUUGAGAGAGGUUGAAGAGGGAGAAGCACGAGAAGGAGGGGGAGAGGAAUGA
This is a messenger RNA of Arachis stenosperma, 588 nucleotides long. RefSeq lists its product as uncharacterized. The transcript has 2 exons. The coding region runs from base 1 to 588 and encodes 195 amino acids. NCBI's taxonomy places the organism in Eukaryota, Viridiplantae, Streptophyta, Magnoliopsida, Fabales, Fabaceae. The record is from RefSeq and is a predicted model, not a curated record.